AUGGCGUUUGAAAAAAUCAACGUUAAAACUCCAGUCGUCGAUAUGGACGGCGACGAAAUGACUCGUAUAAUCUGGAAGAUGAUCAAAGACAAGUUGAUCUUUCCUUAUUUGGACCUCAAAUUGGACUAUUAUGAUUUGGGAAUCAAAAGCAGAGAUGAUACCGAUGACCGGGUCACUAUUGAAUCUGCACUCGCCACAAAAAAAUACCGUGUCGCAGUCAAAUGCGCCACGAUCACCCCAGACGAGGCCCGUGUUAAGGAGUUCGGAUUGAAGAAAAUGUGGCUAUCUCCCAAUGGAACCAUCCGUAAUAUUCUUGGUGGAACCGUUUUCCGUGAACCUAUCGUUAUUGAUAACAUUCCAAGAAUAAUUUCUCACUGGGAAAAGCCAAUCGUUAUAGGAAGACAUGCUUUUGGCGAUCAGUAUAAAUGCCAAAACAUAGUUACGCCAGAAUGUGGUGGUGAUUUGAAACUGGUUUUCACACCAGCUGAUGGUUCUGCAGAUAUUACGGUCCCUGUUUACCAUUAUAAUGGAAAGGGCUGUGCAAUGGCUAUGUACAAUACAGAAGAGUCCAUUAAAGGUUUUGCACGUGCUUCGUUUGAGCUUGCCUUGAGUCGUAAGAUGCCUUUGUACAUGGCUACCAAGAACACCAUUUUGAAGAAGUAUGAUGGUCUUUUCAAAGACACUUUCCAAAACAUGUAUGAAAGUGAAUACAAGAAUAAGUUUGAGAAGCUUGAGAUUUGGUAUGAGCAUCGGUUGAUUGAUGAUAUGGUGGCGCAGAUGAUUAAAUCCAAAGGUGGUUUCAUUAUUGCCAUGAAAAACUAUGAUGGAGAUGUUGAAUCCGAUAUUGUUGCCCAAGGAUUUGGGUCUUUGGGCCUCAUGACUUCUGUAUUGGUUUCUGCUGAUGGCAAGUGCUUUGAAGCUGAAGCGGCUCAUGGUACCGUCACCAGACAUUACAGAAAACACCAGAAAGGAGAGGAGACUUCCACCAAUUCAAUUGCCUCGAUUUUUGCUUGGACUAGAGGUUUAAUAAAGAGAGGUGAGAUUGAUGAUACCCCUAAGGUGGUUAAAUUUGCAAGGACCUUAGAGAAGGCCACCAUUGAUACUGUUAGAGUUGAUGGUACCAUGACCAAGGACUUGGCUCUGGCAAGAGACGAGACUGAUAGAUCUGCAUGGGUUACCACUGAGGAGUUCAUUGACGGUGUUGCCAAGAGAUUGGCCAAUGAGAUCAAAAAUGCUAAGUUGUAA
Messenger RNA from Brettanomyces nanus, 1245 nucleotides. RefSeq names its product NADP-dependent isocitrate dehydrogenase (gene IDP2). Gene Ontology annotation, cellular component: mitochondrion. Bases 1 to 1245 code for a protein of 414 amino acids. Lineage: Eukaryota; Fungi; Ascomycota; Pichiomycetes; Pichiales; Pichiaceae. The transcript has a single exon. Gene Ontology annotation, biological process: isocitrate metabolic process. Gene Ontology annotation, molecular function: NAD binding; isocitrate dehydrogenase (NADP+) activity; magnesium ion binding. The record is from RefSeq and is a predicted model, not a curated record.